AAUGAUACAAUCAUAGCUGAUAGACAUUUUGCUGGGAUCAUUGAUUUUUCGCAAGCUGAACGACAUGGGUUUAUUCAAGCUUUUGUUGCUUUCUGGAUGCAGCGACAUGAAAACACUCGCUCUGAGGACACACUCUAUAGUGCUGCUGAGGUAUUGCUCCGGGGGUGUGAAGAGCAUUUCCGUGCAUCUGUUACGAGAAUCAAAAAGAUUCAUGGCGUUGUUCCUGUUCAUUCAGAAAAACACUUUGAGGAACUAGUGUUGGGCCUCAUUUCUGCCAAAGAUCUUGAUGACUUCCAUGCACGAGUUGAAGUAAUUCAACGCGACUUUCCUCUCACUAAUUCAUGGCUUGGAUGGUGGCUUCGCGAGAGUAAUGCAAGAAUGCUUUUCGAAACUCAUACCCAGAUGGAGCCGGAUAUCUGGACUUCAAUACCGAAUACAACGAAUGCACAAGAAGCUCAACAUUGGAAGCUUUAUAGUGCGGUUGGACGGGACCAUGGUCUCCUUGAAGGUCUUGAAGCAUUACAUGCUGUUGCCGAGACAACCGUCAAGCUAUUCACUGCAAAUCUUGAAGGGGGCCUUAUCCGCUAUGGGAAGGCAGAGCCUUGGAAGGCAAUGAUCAAUCUGAUUGGCCGUAGCAAACCAAGUCGAGCACCUGGUGGGCGAAAUACAAAACAGAAAUCUGAUGGACGACCUCCAGACACCAAGAAGGAUCUUCUUUCGAGGACACCUAAAAAGUCAAAAGAGUUGCCGUCUACACAUCACACAAGUUCAGCAAUAGUAGGGCCAGCAAGUUACCGGUGGGACAACAUGUCCUGUUGGGCUGACUCAGCUUGGGAUCUUCUGUAUCGCAGUAUAGUCAAGGAUUGGGCAAGUUUCUCAAGCCGUUUUAGCUCUGACUCACAAACUGAACGUCCUAUCCGCGAUUUUUACAACCUGAUGCUCCUCCGGCGAAAUGCUGAGCAUGAUUCAUUCAUUCUGAAGGUCCCUGACUAUGAUCUCUCUACAGCUCUGAGUAGUCAGCGUGACCAAUUCCGACGUCGCCUUGUAGAGUGGAGGAUAAUUAAAUCAGAUAAUGCAGUAGGAAAUGCCUUUGAUUGGUUUCCUCAAGUACUGAAGGAUAAGCUCAAUGACGAUCUUGAUGAUGACAAUUGGACACAGUCCUACUUCCAAACCAUGUUCGUCACUGUCAAGCACUGCUCAGGUGAUGGCAAUGGUCACCACUACCAGGUGUGCCAGAAACCAGAGAUACGUUACCUUAUUGUUCUCCGACAAGCUGCAUGCCAAGAGUUCAAGGGUGAUCUUCUGUCAUGGCUCCAAACCUUUGCUAAUGUGAACCAUUCUCCCCAAGCUCUUCCUACAUGCUGGUGUGCAAGGGAUGGAGAAUCCUGGUGCAAAGGCAAUCAGACAGAUGUAAAGUUUAUCUUAUCCCUGCCUGUUGUAUUGAUUUUGGAGGAGGAAGAAUGUACAGCAUCGACAGAGUUUUGGAAUUUUCCAGCGCUACUGCAACCAUACAAAUCUGGGGAGCUGGCAACAGUGACUUAUGAUAUUGUUGGUCGAAUCUUCUACAGCCGCAGUAAAAAUCAUUAUAUCAGCCGAUUUUUAGAUGAAGAUGGGAAAACAGUCUGGACUUACGAUGAUAUGGCUCAUGGCGGUUGUCCAUAUGUUGAGCCUGGCGCAACUGCUGGCACCCACCUGAUAGGCAGCAGCUCUACUCUCAAGUUACCGUCUGAUUUCAUUGGGGCCUUUGCUAUAUAUCACCUGCGAAAUGGAACAAGCAUGCAAGAGGCCAUAUACACCUCACAACUUGCAGUGGCUCGAAGAGUUCACCAUAUGAUGGUGGAACCUGACAGCCUUCGACAUCACAUCCCAAAAAUAUGGCUAUCUCGAGCGAAGUUUGCACAACUUACCCCACAUGACCUAACAUGGCUGAAAAACCCAUUCCGUUUGGAUACUCUUGACUAUCAGGAAACCGCUGAGUCUAGUGGUACCAUUCGCAUUCCUCCUCGUUCCACCUUGUCCUAUCAACCCAAUCAUGAAUCCUCACCCUUCCUGUCAUCACCAACUUCAAAGAAUCUGCUUGGACCAAAUUCAGUCUCUCCACAGGAACAGGAUCAGAUGCACUCUGUAGAGACUCUCGACCAUGGUCUCAAUGUGGAUUUGAUUGAGGAAUACCUCCAAGAAGGCACAUCAGACUUCCAGUUUAUGUGCAGAUGUGGAAUCACAACGACAAACGAGACACUAGUGGUUCACAACAGCAGUACAGGUGAUAUCAUUCAGUGCGACAACUGUGACAUUUGGUCACAUAUUGCAUGUCAGAAAGAAGGUCGAGCGGGAGGGCUGAGGCAGACAAGAGAGCCUUUCCAAUGUGACGACUGUGCAGGGAACUCACGAGCAAUUAUUGACAGCUUCAUUCCCGGCAAGAGAGCAGCAAAAUUGGCUCAGAAUGCGACACAAAGACUUCAUACACGGCUACGUGUCGAUCAGAGCUCAAUUAUUGACGAGCUUUGGGGAAACCAACACCAACGCAGACAGACAAGGCUUGGACGAUGGGACCAUCCACCAUUGCGUCUCAGUGAAGAAGAUAUCCUCAUGCAAUUUGAGAAUUAUCCGUACACAGAGGAGGUCAAUGAUGCCCUGAAACCGCAUCUUGAAUUUUUGCAGACGUUGCACUGCUCUCCACAAGAUUGUUCUGUUGAAGAAGUUCCGGCCAAGGUAUAUGUUGAAAAGUCAAAGAAGCCAGUACAUCAAUGCACUAUACCUUUCACUGGCGGCUUGACUAUCGAAGACCAAGCCCGAGUUGCGAAUUGGUUCGAAAAAUUUGUCAGUCAAACGCCAUCUAUCUCCCGCUCCAAGUGGCACUCUCUUCUUGCACAUGCACAUGCCAUAACCUUGUUCCUUGACCAUCGACUUCAUCGCACUUCCACAGGAAUGUCCGAGUCUGAACGCCUUCACAAUGCUUGGAACCACCAGACAACAACAAGACAGAUUUCUUCAAAUAGCUCAAAUACCAUAGAUGUUGACCUCGAAUGUCUCGAAUAUCUGGAAACUCGCAUGUUUGAACGAUCAAGAGAGGCAGGUGUGGCAGGCUGGUACCAAUGGGGACUUGACGUUGGUUAUCACCAGGACAAUUGGGAUCCGUAUAUAGGACUUCGAGAGGGAUUGAAUCACUUCAAUUUUCAGGAUGAGAAGGGUGAUAGCCUUGAGGUUGGAUCUAAUUACAGCAGGUACAUAGAUGAUAAGGAAGGUGAAAAGAAGAAGAUAGAUACGAAGGAUGAAGUUUUGCAGCAGGCAGCAGGACUGACUCCGAGACCAAAACCAAGAAGCAUGCGCAGAACCAAGAGAAAUCGAGCGGAGGUCGAGGAAGAAGAGACAGGAAAGUUUGAGAGGUUAAGCAAGAGAUCAUCGAGACAAACGUAGUAAAUGAAUGUAUACGGUGGGCUAUUAGACACAGCUAUAGACAAUGUAACCUUCUGCUGAUAAAUGCAUGGGGGUUUUGACCGCAUACAAAGAAGUUUGUGUACAAGGAUUCCUAGGAUCCUAAGAACGCAGGAACGUCGUAGAGUACUUAUAUACCAGUACCAAGAUAAUGACAUACCACUGUUUUCCUUGAAGGUGCGUGUUUUCUGUGUUCGAGUUGUUGUGCGUGUCACGCUUGUGCACGCCGUGCCACGCGGCGACACGUCGAUUUUCCUAUGCCCCCUUUGAGCGCCAGUUUCCAAAGUGUCAACAUCCGAAGCUACUGGCUCGAGUCUAUCCUGGGACCACCUACGGGGAGUCGUGUAUCAAUCUAUCUAUCUAUCAGGAUGCUCCAUCUGCUAUAUAAAUGACAUCAAUCUCAACAAUCGACUUGUUCGUGGAUCACCUGAACCCCACCACCUCACUA
Lentinula edodes (shiitake mushroom) is the source of this 3883-nucleotide messenger RNA. RefSeq lists its product as uncharacterized. The transcript has 8 exons. The record is from RefSeq and is a predicted model, not a curated record. Lineage: Eukaryota; Fungi; Basidiomycota; Agaricomycetes; Agaricales; Omphalotaceae. The annotation marks the transcript as partial.